Molecule: messenger RNA, 1796 nt
Organism: Corvus hawaiiensis (hawaiian crow)
Lineage: Eukaryota; Metazoa; Chordata; Aves; Passeriformes; Corvidae
Gene: SFRP2
Product: secreted frizzled related protein 2
Exons: 3
Coding region: 159-1037 (292 amino acids)
Biological process (GO): non-canonical Wnt signaling pathway; negative regulation of canonical Wnt signaling pathway; canonical Wnt signaling pathway
Molecular function (GO): Wnt-protein binding
Source: RefSeq, a predicted model, not a curated record
UCCCAGCAUCUCGCUCAGACCCUCCGUCCCCGCCUGGCAGCAGGAGCCCGGGCUGGGGGACGCUGCCUGCAGCUGAGGUAGCGUCGCGCCGCCCGCCCCGUCACCCCGGCCCCCCGAGCCUUUCGCCAGCCCCCCCUCUACCUCCUCCGCGCCCCAAAAUGCAGCGCCGCCUCUGCGCCCUGCUCCUGCUGGCGUCCCACUGCAUGGGCUCGGCCGCCGGGCUCUUCCCUUUCGGGGAGCCCGACUUCUCCUACAAGCGCUCCAACUGCAAGCCCAUCCCCGCCCCGAUGCUGCUGUGCCGGGGCAUCGAGUACCAGAGCAUGCGGCUGCCCAACCUGCUGGGGCAUGAGACGGUGCAGGAGGUGCUGGAGCAGGCGUCCACCUGGAUCCCGCUGGUGCAGAAGCAGUGCCACCCCGACACCAGGAAGUUCCUUUGCUCCCUCUUUGCCCCCGUCUGCAUCGACGACCUGGACGAGAUCAUCCAGCCUUGCCACUCGCUCUGCGAGGAGGUGAAAGAGAGCUGCGCCCCGGUGAUGUCCGCCUUCGGCUUCCCCUGGCCCGACAUGCUGGACUGCAGCCGCUUCCCCAAGGACAACGACCUCUGCAUCCCGCUGGCCAGCAGCGAUCACAUCCUCCCCGUCACCAGGGAAGCACCCAAGGUCUGUGAUGCCUGCAAAAAUAAAAAUGAAGAUGAUAAUGACAUCGUGGAAAACCUCUGCAAAAACGACUUUGCCUUGAAGAUAAAAGUGAAGGAGAUUGCCUACAUCAAUGGGGAUACCAAGAUCACCCCUGAAACAAAGAGCAAAACCAUCUACAAGCUGAAUGGGCUGACAGAAAGAGAUCUGAGGAAGAUAGUGCUCUGGCUCAAAGGUGGCCUGCAGUGUACCUGCGACGAGAUGAACGACAUCAACGUCCCCUACUUGGUGAUGGGGCAGAAGCAAGCUGGGGAACUCGUGAUCACCUCGCUGAAGCGGUGGCAGAAAGGGCAGCGGGCUUUCAAGCGGUUCUCCCGCAGCAUCCGCAAACUCCAGUGUUAGUGGCGUCAUCCCUGGCUGUCUCCAGCAGCCGCCCCUGCCCCAAGCUCUCUGGGCCUCCCGCACCUUCCUGCUUUGGCCCCUCUGAGCCUCGAGAUGCCGUGGGCACAAGACACAGUGACCGCUCUCCGAGAGGGGAAGAACCCCUCCGUUUCUGUACAUAGGUUAAAAUGUAAUAAAAAAAAAAAAAUUACUAUUUUUGGGAAGUAUUAAAGUAUCUCGCUUAAAGCUUGGGGGGUUUUUUAUGGUUGCAAACGUGACUUUGGUCUGAGGUCUUUCCCUCUUUGUUUCGGUAAUGCUGGUUCAUUUAUAUUGCUGCUUCUCUGUAAAUGUGCAUGUUUGUUGUGCCACAGUAGGAGAUGCAGAGAAAGCCAGGCGUGCUGCUGGCCUGUCACCGCGGGCACAGCGCUUCCGCUGAGGUGACAUGGCUUGCUGUCUGUAUUAACUCUAUAAAGGUCACAUUACGACUCUUGCAUGUGAUACAUAGGCACCAGUAAGAGUAUAUUAACCAUUCUCACAUUUUAUUUUCUACAAGUCUCAGCCCUUCACUCUCAGAAAAAAAACCAACAAGUUUUGGAGCUGAUUAAUCUGAAUGCAACUUUUUUUGGUUUUUAAUUGUUUUGCAAAUUAAACCAUCUGUAGCCUAACUGUAAUAUACCCAGUGGUUAACCUGAAAGAGUUGUAAAAUAUUGCUUUAAUUAACCUUGUAAAUACUCCAGAUGAAUGUUAUAUUCUUGUAUAUAAACUUUACAUCAUAGUUUA